Thlaspi arvense is the source of this 1161-nucleotide messenger RNA. The record is from the annotation of a GenBank genome assembly. NCBI's taxonomy places the organism in Eukaryota, Viridiplantae, Streptophyta, Magnoliopsida, Brassicales, Brassicaceae.
AUGUUGUGGAAAAAACAACGCUGCUGCUUGAGGAUACCAUCGCUGCCCCACGACGUCGUAGAGCUCAUCCUGGAGAGAGUUCCGGUAAAGUCUCUGGGGAGAUUCAAGGCGGUGUCGAAGCAAUGGAAAUCAACGAUCGAAGAUCCAUUCUUCCAGCAUAGACAGUUGAAGCAGCGUCAGCAGUCCGGAGAUCCAGAUGUUCUCAUGGUGUCGGUACAUCGCUCCGAUGAUAUCGACUACAAGGACAUGGAAACUCUAAGUACACUGGUGUUGGGUUCAACAGCGACGGUCAAUAUCCCUAUUCCUUGGGAGAAGAAAAUACACUUAGCUUCCGUUGGUGGCUGCUGCGGAUUCUUAGCUUCCUAUGGUAGCUGCGACGGUCUCGUUUGUCUCUACAGCCACUUCUUUGCCGGUUUUGUGGUCAAUCCCACCACCAGAUGGUAUCGCCCUCUUCCUCUCUGCCAAAUGCAACAACUCAUCGCCGACUUAGGACUGGAUGCUUACAUGGACCUUGGACACGAUUUCUCAAAUCUUGGGUUCGGUAAAGACAGAUUCACGGGCACAUACAAGCCCGUUUGGCUGUACAACUCUUCAGAGAAGGCUACUACAUGCGAAGUUUUCGACUUUACCACCAACGCCUGGAGGUAUGUUACUCCCGCUGCUCCUUGUCGUGUUGUUGGUCCCCUCGAUCCCGUGUUUGUAGAUGGCUCGCUCCAUUGGUUCACCGCUUGCGAAGAAACCAAAGUUGUAUCCUUCGAUCAUCACACCGAAGCCUUUCAUGUCAUCUGUAAAGCUCCCUUUGCCAAUGUACAUCCUUCCAAGAUGGGCAUGUGCAACCUCGACGACCGCUUGUGCGUUUCCGAGAUGAAGUGGCCCAACCAAGUGAUCUGGUCGCUCAAUUCAGGCACCAAGACAUGGGACAAGUUCUGUUCCAUCGAUCUGCAGGUAACUUCUCAUUGGUUUGGUAAUCUACAUGGCCCGCUCGCUCCACUAACACUUUUCCAUGGGGAGGAGGAGAAGAAGAUGCUGUUUCAUAACCGUGGGUUGAGUAAAACGCUGCUGGUACAUGAUCUCGAAACCGGAUCAUAUCAUGCUGCCUUCGAUGCUGAAUCCAUCGGGGAGCCUGUUUGUUAUUUCCAGAGUUUAAUCUCUAUUUCAUAA